Molecule: messenger RNA, 3968 nt
Organism: Ogataea polymorpha
Lineage: Eukaryota; Fungi; Ascomycota; Pichiomycetes; Pichiales; Pichiaceae
Exons: 1
Coding region: 1879-3873 (664 amino acids)
Molecular function (GO): flavin adenine dinucleotide binding; oxidoreductase activity, acting on CH-OH group of donors
Source: RefSeq, a predicted model, not a curated record
GUGAGCUUUUUUUUUAUCUCUAUCAAUUUACCACCAUGACGUGUGCUGACGUAAUCAGUAAGUGGCCCAGUCGUCGAUGUACUUAACCAAGUCUAUGAGCAGGUUCUUCGUCUCGUCCGGACUAGACACCCAGCAUGUGGUUGCUGCUGUGCGGCUUGCGUAGUCGUUCGAACCGAGCGAGUUGAACUGGUCGCCGACGUGCAGCGUGUUCUCGGCCUUGAUGUUGAUCUUAUCGUUGGAACUGAUAAAUUUUUGGAGCACCCUCACACCGUACGCUUUAUCGCCAAUGUCGACCCAGAUGUCUGAGCCGCCGUUGAAAGCGCACCAGCGGAUCUUCCUGGCGGGAGGAAACUGUUUGAGACGCUUGUCGACGCGGAGAACGAUCUCCUCGAGCUGCUCGCGGAUCAGCUUGUGGCCCGGUAAUGGAACCAGGCCGACGGCACGCUCCUUGCGGACCACGGUGGCUGGCGAGCCCAGUUUGUGAACGAGGUCGUUUAGAACGUCCUGCGCAAAGUCCAGUGUCAGAUGAAUGUCCUCCUCGGACCAAUUCAGCAUGUUCUCGAGCAGCCAUCUGUCUUUGGAGUAGAAGCGUAAUUUCUGCUCCUCGUUACUGUACCGGAAGAGGUAGUUUGCCUCGCCGCCCAUAAUGAACAGGUUCUCUUUCUGGUGGCCUGUGAGCAGCGGGGACGUCUGGACGGCGUCGAUGAGGCCCUUGAGGCGCUCGUAGUACUUGUUCGCGUCGCUGUAGCCGGCCGCGGUGACGAUACCCACAUAGAGGUCCUUGGCCAUUAGUUUGAUGAGGUGGGGCAGGAUGGGCGACUCGGCAUCGAAAUUUUUGCCGUCGUCGUACAGUGUGAUGUCACCAUCGAAUGUAAUGAGCUGCAGCUUGCGAUCUCGGAUGGUUUUGGAAUGGAAGAACCGCGACAUCUCCAACAGCUGGGCCGUGUUGAGAAUGAGCCGGACGUCGUUGAACGAGGGGGCCACAAGCCGGCGUUUGCUGAUGGCGCGGCGCUCGUCCUCGAUGUAGAAGGCCUUUUCCAGAGGCAGUCUCGUGAAGAAGUUGCCAACGCUCGGAACCAGCUGCACGAGCCGAGACAAUUCGGGGGUGCCGGCUUUGGUCAUUUCAAUGUUGUCGUCGAUGAGGAGUUCAAGGUCGUGGAAGAUUUCCGCGUAGCGGCGUUUUGCCUCAGAGUUUACCAUGAGGUCGUCCACUGCAGAGAUGCCGUUGCUCUUCACCGCGUACAGGACGAACGGCGUGGCCAGCAGGCCCUUGAUCCAUUCUAUGAGGCCAUCUCGACGGUGUUCCUUGAGUGCGUACUCCACUCUGUAGCGACUGGACAUCUCGAGACUGGGCUUGCUGUGCUGGAUGCACCAAUUAAUUGUUGCCGCAUGCAUCCUUGCACCGCAAGUUUUUAAAACCCACUCGCUUUAGCCGUCGCGUAAAACUUGUGAAUCUGGCAACUGAGGGGGUUCUGCAGCCGCAACCGAACUUUUCGCUUCGAGGACGCAGCUGGAUGGUGUCAUGUGAGGCUCUGUUUGCUGGCGUAGCCUACAACGUGACCUUGCCUAACCGGACGGCGCUACCCACUGCUGUCUGUGCCUGCUACCAGAAAAUCACCAGAGCAGCAGAGGGCCGAUGUGGCAACUGGUGGGGUGUCGGACAGGCUGUUUCUCCACAGUGCAAAUGCGGGUGAACCGGCCAGAAAGUAAAUUCUUAUGCUACCGUGCAGUGACUCCGACAUCCCCAGUUUUUGCCCUACUUGAUCACAGAUGGGGUCAGCGCUGCCGCUAAGUGUACCCAACCGUCCCCACACGGUCCAUCUAUAAAUACUGCUGCCAGUGCACGGUGGUGACAUCAAUCUAAAGUACAAAAACAAAAUGGCCAUUCCUGACGAAUUCGAUAUCAUUGUUGUUGGUGGAGGUUCCACCGGCUGCUGCAUUGCGGGCAGACUCGCAAACCUCGACGACCAAAACCUCACAGUUGCCCUGAUCGAGGGUGGUGAGAACAACAUCAACAACCCUUGGGUCUACCUUCCCGGAGUGUAUCCUAGAAACAUGAGACUCGACUCCAAGACGGCCACCUUCUACUCGUCCAGACCAUCGAAGGCUCUGAACGGCAGAAGAGCGAUCGUUCCUUGCGCCAACAUCCUUGGAGGCGGCUCGUCGAUCAACUUUCUGAUGUACACCAGAGCCUCUGCUUCCGACUACGACGACUGGGAGUCCGAGGGAUGGAGCACCGACGAGUUGCUACCUCUGAUCAAAAAAAUCGAAACUUACCAGCGUCCUUGCAACAACAGAGAUCUGCACGGCUUUGACGGCCCAAUCAAGGUUUCCUUUGGAAACUACACGUAUCCUACGUGCCAGGACUUCCUGAGAGCAGCAGAGUCGCAGGGAAUUCCUGUUGUGGACGACCUGGAGGACUUCAAGACAUCGCAUGGUGCAGAGCACUGGCUGAAGUGGAUUAACAGAGACCUGGGCAGAAGAUCGGAUUCUGCGCACGCCUACGUCCACCCAACUAUGAGAAACAAGCAGAGCCUGUUCCUCAUCACCUCCACCAAGUGUGACAAGGUGAUCAUCGAGGACGGCAAGGCUGUGGCCGUGAGAACAGUGCCAAUGAAGCCUCUGAACCCUAAGAAGCCUGUGUCCAGAACCUUCAGAGCCAGAAAGCAGAUUGUGAUCUCCUGCGGAACCAUCUCGUCUCCUCUGGUGCUCCAGAGAUCUGGUAUUGGUGCAGCUCACCACUUGAGAUCCGUGGGGGUCAAGCCAAUCGUCGACCUGCCAGGUGUGGGUGAGAAUUUCCAGGACCACUACUGUUUCUUCACUCCAUACUACGUCAAGCCUGACGUUCCUACGUUCGACGACUUUGUCAGGGGUGACCCAGUUGCCCAGAAGGCCGCUUUCGACCAGUGGUACUCCAACAAGGACGGUCCAUUGACCACCAACGGUAUUGAAGCCGGAGUCAAGAUCAGACCUACCGAAGAGGAGCUGGCUACCGCGGACGAGGACUUCAGACGCGGCUACGCAGAGUACUUCGAGAACAAGCCAGACAAGCCUCUGAUGCACUACUCUGUCAUCUCCGGCUUCUUUGGAGACCACACCAAGAUUCCUAACGGCAAGUUCAUGACCAUGUUCCACUUCCUGGAGUAUCCAUUCUCCAGAGGAUUUGUUAGAAUCACCUCGGCAAACCCAUACGACGCUCCUGACUUCGAUCCCGGCUUCCUCAAUGACGAAAGAGACCUGUGGCCUAUGGUCUGGGCAUACAAGAAGUCCAGAGAGACGGCCAGAAGAAUGGAGAGCUUUGCAGGAGAGGUCACCUCGCACCACCCAUUGUUCAAGGUUGACUCGCCAGCCAGAGCCAGAGACCUGGACCUCGAGACAUGCAGUGCAUAUGCCGGUCCUAAGCACCUCACUGCCAACCUGUACCACGGCUCGUGGACCGUUCCUAUCGACAAGCCAACGCCUAAGAACGAUUUCCACGUGACCUCCAACCAAGUCCAACUGCACUCCGACAUCGAGUACACCGAGGAGGACGACGAGGCCAUCGUCAACUACAUUAAGGAACACACCGAGACCACUUGGCACUGUCUGGGUACCUGCUCGAUGGCCCCAAGAGAGGGUAGUAAGAUUGCUCCUAAGGGAGGUGUCUUGGACGCCAGACUGAACGUUUACGGAGUCCAGAACCUCAAGGUUGCGGACCUUUCUGUUUGUCCCGACAACGUUGGAUGCAACACCUACUCUACUGCAUUGACCAUCGGUGAGAAGGCUGCCACUCUUGUUGCUGAAGAUCUUGGCUACUCAGGCUCCGACCUGGACAUGACGAUUCCAAACUUCAGACUCGGAACUUACGAGGAGACCGGACUUGCCAGAUUCUAAGGAGACGUGGAAGGACAUACCGCUUUUGAGAAGCGUGUUUGAAAAUAGUUCUUUUUCUGGUUUAUAUCGUUUAUGAAGUGAUGAGAUGAAAAGCU